This is a messenger RNA of Spirodela intermedia, 6688 nucleotides long. The record is from the annotation of a GenBank genome assembly. NCBI's taxonomy places the organism in Eukaryota, Viridiplantae, Streptophyta, Magnoliopsida, Alismatales, Araceae.
AUGGAUUCGAGCCGAAGAGCUGUUGAGGCUUACUGGAGAUCGCGCCUAAUCGAUGGGGUAACGUCUGACGAGGACAAGGUCGCCCCCGUCUACAAACUGGAUGAGGUCUGCGAACUUCUCCGUACCACUCACGCUGGCAUCGUGAAGGAGGUCUCGGACUACAUUCUCAAGAGGCUCGACCACAAGAGCCCUAUUGUCAAGCAGAAGGUAUGAAUUCCUUUGCAGAUUGCUUCGGUUCUACUUUCAAUGCAAUGACCGGUGUAGCCAAUUUAGAUUUCAAAGAGUUCAACCUCAGAAUUCGGAUGGUGGAGCCAGCAAGCUUUUUCCUUCCAGAAAUCCAGGAAAAACGAGCACACGAUUCUUCUUUUUACAUCUUCUGCCUUUGGCCAAGUAAAAUUCAUAGCAUACGUAGUCCCCAUGGCUUCUGCGGUUCAAUUUUAUAAGGAUUGUUAUAUUAGAUUAUUCUCAGCCAAACAAAAGAAGAACUUAAUUUUUUUUUUGGACAUUUAUCUCGUUAUUCUGUUACCCUAUCAGAGCUUGUCUCAGUUUUCCCGUCUGUUUUGCAGGCUUUACGGCUGAUCAAGUAUGCAGUUGUGAAAUCUGGUGCAGAAUUUAGGAGGGAAAUGCAACGACAUUCGACUGUUGUUCGCCAGUUGUUUCAUUUUAAAGGCUAUCCUGAUCCAUUGAAAGGAGAUGCCCUAAACAAAGCUGUCCGUGACACGGCUCACGAGGCUGUCUCUGCUAUAUUUUCUUCUGAUGACAGCAAGGCACCAGUGGAAACAACGAGGAAACGGAUGGAGGGUUUCGGAAGUACAAACUUUGAUAUUCCAGCAGAAGAUAAGAAGUCCUUCCUCAGUGAGGUUGUAGGUCUGAGUAGUGCUUCUAUAAAACAAGGAUUGAGCACUAUUGCUGCAGCACACUCGUUUAGGAAAAACGAUAAUGGGAGUUACAGGAGUCCCCAUUUGCACAGGUCUCUGACUAAUGAGGCAGAUACUCGUGACAGAUAUGAAGGAGAUGAUCAUAGGGAACGUUGGACGUCCCCUGUAAACCCAAAGAAUGUAGCUUCUGCAUCAUGGACCCAAGAUUCUAGCACUAGCAUUGAUGCAGUACCUUCUAAUGGAAGUACCAGUAGUGAUAAGAGUCGUGAGGAGAGGCUAUUAGAGACCAUCGUCACAUCCAGUGGUGUGCGUUUACAACCUACGCGUGAUGCUAUUCAGAUUUUUCUCACGGAAGCUGCCAAAUUGAAUCCCAUAGCGAUGAGUCAUGCACUUGAGUCGAAGCUGCAAUCUCACUUGUGGCAGGCAUGUGCUCCUCAUUCAUUCUCCUCCAUUUAGUUGAUGGAACUAUUCAUUCGUGAUCAGUUUCGCAAAUAUCUUGGAAGGCAUUUCUUUAGUGAUUUUCUCUAAACAUGUUUUUCAACUAAUGGUUAUUUCCAAUAAUUGUUUCAUGAGCAUCUGCUUGUGAAAGCAAUAUAUGAAGCAGAUAAGUUGUCUCUAUCGAAUGCCAUUGCCAUCGAUACUGUGAAUGCAAUUUAUUUGAACUUUUUGGUCGAUACAUUUUUAGUUCAAAUAGAAUGUGUUGCCCAAACUUCGAACUAGUUAAGACAGAUUCUGUGUGAACAGAGUUGCUUUUUAUUCCGUAUAUUUUUUUCUUGUUAGCUUGCUAAUGAUGAUCUGCUUUGCGUUUCAUACUUCUAUGAUCUAAGUAGAUGGAUACUGACGCGUGGAGGGCCUGAGGUCAUCUGGUACUUCUUUUUAUUGUUGAAGGCAUUCAAUUUCCAUGUGGUAAUACUGGAGUCAUCGCGAAGGGAAUAAAACUUCAAUAGGAAAACUUUUGCUAGAUGAAAUGGACAAAAAAUAAAAACCAAUUAGGAGAAUGAAGUUUGAAAACAGGAUGAUCAUUGGUUGGAGUGUGUGGUCAGUGUAAUGCCAAGACGCUACCAGUGUGAACUUGACCAUGGGAUAGGUUCCAUCAGUUAUCUAGGGUGCCAUGUAGUGGGCCAGAUGCGGUGACAAAGUAGUGCGAAUUUGAUGACAGUAUGGAAGGAAAGGACUUUGGGCAAUAUUGUAGCGUGGAGGAACUGUGGCAGAUUUAUUAUGCAACAUCAGAAAGUGUCGGCCAUCAAUAAUCAUAGAACCAUAAAAUGAAGUAUCCUCAUGGAAUGUGACAUGUAUUUGGAACCAGUUUGUGGAAGGAUUAUAUGAUCGAGAUUCCUUCUGUGUUUUCCUUCAAAAUAACACCAUUUAUUUUAUUAAAAAAACCUUGUUUGUUCUUGAGAAGUAAAAUGAGAAGCAUGUCCGAGAAGAGGUCCUAUGGCGACUUCAAUUAACAUUUUUUUACUAGAACUACAACUGGGUGGGCAGAAUUAAUGGGAUGUGUGGUAAUGCUGUACUGUUGAAAGAAGGAGAGAGCCUUUCAUGUGUAGUUUCAUACUUUAUCUCCAGUUCAUCAUUUCAUUUGUUAACAUGAAUGAGGAUGGCAUUUCUCUUUUUAGUGAUAUAAUCACUUGGUAAUUUCUUUUCCGAACGACAUCUUUCAACACCUGGUACAGGAGUGAGGAAUGAGGACCUGGAGAGAAACGAGAAAAAAACAAGUUUGAGUUAAUGGAGAUACAGCCCUGAAUUCAUACAUCUUGGUGUACGGUAGUUUUAUGUUUGAUAAAGAAAUUGCCCCUUGAGAAGUAAUUCCAUCUGUUGCAAAUGCUACAAAAUUCCUCGGUGUUAUGAUUGAAUAAAAAAACUAUGUUCAGUGUACUUCUAGAAAUCCCUGAUUCUCGCACUGUUGCCUUCUUUUGGAUGUCUAAAUUUCUCUCGGAGAAAGCAUGAAUCUCACAGAUGAGUUGAGCUAUAGAAGGCUCUAUUGUGUCUAUCAUAUCAAUCAUGAGUUGAAUUAGAUGAAUGAACUAGAUUGGAGGCACAUGGUGAUGGAUCUCAGAAGAAGCCUGAAAUGGUUUCAGAUCUGCAUCAUUUGAAGGGAGGCAUGUGAGACAAGAUAUGCUAAUUACCCUUAGGCAAUGGCUUAGGAGGAAUUUUUCUGGUUGUGCAGAGCCUUGUAACUCUCUACACUUGAUAGUGGAAUCCAGUGACGACAAGUGAUGCUCUCACAUUGAGUGGGGCUCAGCAAAUUUUGGACGUGCUUUGUACUCUCUUCUAGUUCCUUAUGGUUCCUGGCUUUUAGGAAUUAGGAUUUCCUAGUUCUUAAUUGAUCGUUGGAUUGCUUAAUCUCAUCGAGGUAGAUAAACUAUUGCAUUUUUUUUUGGGGCAAUAUGCUAUCUUUCUAAAUGAAGACGAGAUAUAACCGAGGGAAAAUUGGCAAAUUGGCUUUGAACCCUAGCCUAGUUCAAAGAAACAAUCAUGGAACCUCUUGAAAAUGCUUCUGAGUCCUCAUUUAUUAGUUGUAUAAUAACAACUGAAAUGAUGUAAAAAGCAGCAGUGCUUGAGCUUGUAUUACAACAAUACACGGAAAAUGUCAUUCGCCAUCAUGAUGGCUCGAUGAGCAAGUGUUCUAGCAUGGCAGAGGGAGAUUUCUCAAAGCAUUCACAGUGCCUCCUUACUGUACAGGAUACAUUAGAAGGCCGUUUUUCUUAUAAUGACAUAAGACCUGUGCCAUGAUUAAUGUAUAAUACAAUGCUCCACGGUUACUUUCCUCAGGUUGAGACACCAUAUUGGCGCCAAUUUUACACUUUUACAGAACUAAAAUCAUAUGAAAGUCGUGUUUUUUGACAGUAGAUACAUCUACGGUUCAGAUAAGUAACAAUGCUUUUGAUUAAACUUAUUUAAGUACAAAGUAUGCUGCUUCUAUGCUCUCUAGAAGUGUAAUACGACUAAAUGCCCUUGUAUUCCUUAGCAAGUGUCUUAGAAAGGGUCCUGUUUGAUUCUUUUGGUCUGUUUGAUCUUUUUCUCCUAAUGUGGUUAUACGAUGAUUUUGUGUAGUUAACUCAAAUUUACAAGGAUGAUCAUUUUUAUGUUAACGUUUUAACUUAAUGCUAUUUGGAGAGUUCAUGCUUUUGAAAUUUAUUUACCUGCGUCUUUUUCAUCCAUUACGAUAAGUCUUUAUUUUCAGCAUGUUCUUUAUUUUAUAACUCUUUUUAAUAUGAUCCCUGAUGUCACUAAAUGUAUUGUAGCAACUUUAAAUUUGCCCCGCUACAUCUGUAUUUUGUCUCGCCAUAUUUUGAAUGAAUUGGUGGUUCCUUUGAACGUCUUUUAGAAAAAGUCAGUUGUUGACAUUGACUGGAAUAGUUCUCUGUUUUCAGUAUUGUUAUUCAAAGCCUUUGCUUAAAUAUGUGUCGGCUGUGGCAGGUACGGAUGAAGGCUAUAUGUGUGCUGGAAUCAAUACUGAGAAGCAAGGAUGAUGCAGACUUAUCUUCCAUACGAUCUUAUUUUGUUGAGCAUGGAGAUUGUGUGGUCAAAUGCUCCGAGUCUCCCCAGGCUUCCCUUAGGGAUAAGGCUAAUAAGGUUUGGCUUUAUCAUUUUUUUUCUUCAAUUUUUUGCGUAAAAUUUCUUUAGUGCCCAUGAUGGUAGCUGUUCUCUAAAUUAUUUCUCCAAUCUCUAUAUUUUGGUUGCUUUCCUAGAUAAAACCGAUAGCACGUUUUAAUGUUUUACAUCACCUUUUCUUUAGCUCCACGCCUGUUUAAAUUGAUUCUCUACUCGCUUAUGUCUUGAUGAGUUGGCAUUUUUUAUUUUUAUUUUACAUAUUCAUUAGCUGGAAUACACCAGUGACAUACAUUUAACGUGGAUUUGCAUGAAAAUUACCGUAAAAAUUACUUAAUUAAUUUUCUCAGCAAGAGACUCAAUACAUACAAUUUGAGGUGCUUGUAUGUUCCCUGCAUAUCCACCUCCCUUCGUCUUAAGCAUCCGUAGGUGUUCAAUGACCUUCCACUUUGAAAAGGACUGUUGAAACUUUUUGAUCCCUCAACCUGACAAUUUCUGUAUUUCAAAUGCCCUUUUCUUACUAACCCUUUGUUAUGUGUCAUUGGCUGUGAGUUGUCAACAUACGAUGAAUGCUAGGAAAUCAUGCAAUGUUACCUGCAGAUUCCGUCCGGAUGCAGUGCUUUUAUAUCCAUAUAUUCAUCUUUGACUGAUCAUAUGCUCCUGUGUUUGUGAUAUAAUUAUUUUUAGUUUAUAGCAUCUCUUGGUUGUUAAUUUGUCUUCAACUAAAAAAAAAAACGACUUCUAUCUCGUCCGAUUACAAAUUUUUCUCAUUAUUUUUUGAAACUUGAUAAUUUGUUGAAUUACUUUCGAAGUAAGAAGUUUCUCUCAGGCCUAGGUGUUUGGUUAAGCUUGACCAUAUUCCUUUCUUCGUGUCUAAUUCCUGAGCAGGAGUCGCAUACGCUUAAUCUUGGCAUUUCACAUAUGUUUACAACAUUUGUGCCUGAUGUCACGAGUUGCAUUAUUUUUUUAUUUUUUCUCCCGCAGGUCCUGAGCCUUUUAGAUGGUGAGAGCGGUUACGGGGUAAAACAACAAUCAGACGGGCAGUCUAGUGCAAAGGCUCCUGUUGUUUCUUUGCCCGACUUAAUAGACACUGGGGAAUCCGAUGAUUUUGGAAAUGAUGAUAAUGCUCAGCAUCCAACUCAUCAAGGUACUACGAAUGUGAUGCCAAGUGGUUCAUUGGUUGAUGAUCUAUUUGGAGCCGAGUCUAUUUCCAAUGCAAGCACCAGCAAAAACGAAAAGGAAGAUCCAUUUGCCGACGUAUCUUUCCAUGUGGCAGAAGAUGGAGGACAUUCAGAUGACCUAUUUUCUGGUUUGGCAGUCGAUGAGAAGCAGCCUAUUGAGGGCAAUGAUAGAUCUAACAGUUCACAACAGUCGGAGUUCAUUGAUAUUUUUGGUACAGACACCGUCCUCCCCAGUAUCCUGGAGACGAGGAAGAAUGAUGUGCAUGAUCUAAUGGCUGGUUUGAGUGUGAAGGAGUCCCACCCAGGUAACAAUCUACCUGGCAUUGCCCUGGGAGGGGACGUGUUCGGGGGGACCAACUUGGGGGGUGUAAGCAGCCAACCAAAUCUGCCCCAAGCGAAUGAAGCCUUGAGCGGUCCUUUUGUCUCGCAGAUGAUCGGCAUGAAUCAGAAUGCAAUGUUUCCUUUCGGUUCCAUGCCAUAUGGCAUGCCGCAAGGCAUCAUGCUGAAUCAACAUUUUCCUCCACAGCCAGUCAAUUAUGCUCCAAUGGGUGGUUUCGUCCCUCAGCAGCAGCUGCUUUUUCAGAACUUUGGUCACCUCAACGCCGGCAUCUCACAUGCUUCUGUGGAUCCCUCAGCUUCGGCUCUCCCGGAUAUCUUUCACCUCUCAAACAAUCCAGCGCAGGCUCACCCUACAGUGAUCAGCACCCCAAAGGAGGACACGAGGGCCUUCGAUUUUAUCUCGGUAAGAACACCAUUCCAUCAAUGAAUGUAUUUAGUUCCCGAGUCACUGCAGAAUUUGAUACCAAGUUCUUCAUGCAGUCGGUGGCAUGCUAAGUUUUUAUUGGUUAUAGAAAUUUAUCAUGCCGACUGUCACUCCUAAGCUGGCGCGCCGGUCGAGGAGCUGCGGGGGGGCAUUGUUCAUGUUGAUGUCAUUUAUUUCGUUUUUAUGUCAAGAUAUCAACUCAUUUCAGAAACUGUCCUUCGCUGGAGAAGUAAUAUUGUGUAUAAUUAUUAUUUUUUUUUUGUUUUUUUCAGGAUCAUGUCUCAGCUGCGCGUAAUCAGAAGAGACUCGUCUGA